Molecule: messenger RNA, 5214 nt
Organism: Salmo salar (Atlantic salmon)
Lineage: Eukaryota; Metazoa; Chordata; Actinopteri; Salmoniformes; Salmonidae
Source: RefSeq, a predicted model, not a curated record
CACAUGAAUAAGGAACCGGGUAAACAAGGACAAAAAAUAUCAGGAAUCUUCCUCUCCUCGACCUACCAAAGGGAUCGAAAUCUAGCACAGUGGAUCUGGGCUGAUUCUGGCUGAAAGUCGGCGCACUCGGCUGAGAGUCAGACUCCGCUGACGUAAUAUGGCCCGAGCCUGGGCCGCCUUCGGCAGUAUUACUUAUGGCAAGUAUGCGGGGAUUGAGCUCGGGCCGAUUCUGGUGAGAGUUAUCUGGCUCAAAUGUAUAUAUUACUUGGGACUCGGACCGAUUGGGGCUACUCUCUGGCAGAUGAUUACACGGGCUGCUUUAUAUAAUGAACAUUUCAUUAUUUUUUUCCCAUAUUUUAUAAUUUUUUCUGUGAUCAAAAAAUACAAUUAACAUUUAAAUGAAAUUCUUUAAUAGUCCUGUGUAGUAUUUGGAUACUUUGUGCAAGGCAAUUGAUAAGCAUUAAAAACUUUGUGGAUGGAGCCUCCCGAGUGACGCAGCGGUCUAAGACACUGCAUCGCAGUGCAAACUGCAUGCUACAGAUGCUGGUUCGGGACCCGUGCCAGCUGCGACCGGGAGACCCAUUAGGUGACGCAAUUAGCCCAGCGUCGUCCGAGUUGGGAGAGGGUUCUGGUAAGAUGCCUUGCAAUGUCGGCUGAAUUCCUGUAGACAGAAACGGCCCGUUGUACUUGCAAAGUGAUCACAUAACCAGCUAAGGAACAUUAUAACACUUACAUCACCACAUUACAAUUUCAACUGAAUAUCAUUAAAUGUCUUCAUAUUCUGGGCAGUCGUUCAUUUUGAUUCCGGGCCGAUUCAAUCAGUUCCAGUCCCCCGGAAGAGGGCCGCUUCUGGGCCGAUUCCUCAUUGCUAGCUGGGGCAGCAUGAGUUCAUUAAUGGGUUGGCUGACAACGUUACGAAAAUUAUCUGCCAGCAUCGAUGUGGCCCAGAAGCCGUGAGUUAUUAUUACAGUCCAAAGGGAAUCCAUGCAACCGGCUAUACACUCAUAUCCCCCGUGGACCGGUCUGUACAUAAAACAUUCACCAUUCAGGCUGCAAAGGUGUUGAUUUCCUCCUUAACUUCAUUUAAUAGUGAGAAGGCAUAAAAAAACGGGGAAAAUAUGCAUACUUUCUUUAUGAAACACAAUUUUUCACCACUAUGCUUGAGUGGCUAAAUGCUAGUCCCGGAUGUGGCGUAUUGCGUUCAGCCAAUCAGGUUGCAGCAGUCUGUUUUUAAUUUACCCUUGCUCUGAACAAAUGACUGUAUAUGAUCACGUGACACCAUUAAUUCCUAUGUGACGACUCAAGCGCUUUGAAACUAAAUUAAGUCGGUUAAAAGGUAGAGUCAGCGAUAUGACGUAGAUGCAGAAAGUAAACAUUAUAGUGGGUCAGUUUCCGCAACAACUAAGCAUGUUGAAAUAGCUAUUCUACCCAACCCAAGCCCAACGGCCCUCGAUGUUACACAUGGGGUUAAGGCCUGUUUUUUUCAUCAAUAACUAGGGUAUGGGCCGGGCUCAGGUAACACUAAAUUGAUCACUAACAUUUUGAAGCUGAGCCAUUUGCUUGUGAUCUACUGUGCACUACAGUCAUAUUUGACUAGGAUCAUAACAUGGUGCCUCAACCUCAUAAAAUUUAAGACGGGUGAGAUUAUGAAAAAAAAAGUUUGGUCAGAUUUUAGAGUGACAAAGUAGCUAACAGCUAAGUGCUCUCAUGUCUCUUCAUUGAGCAGAGCAGCCCAAGUGGAGCCGUUGCUAUGGAUACUCACAGACUCAGAGCCACCAGCGGAGCGCAUGCAGAGCGAGCUGUGCGCAGGGAGCGAGUGACAGACAGAGAGGAGCAGCUAAUGGGUUUACUAACAAGUUAUUUCUGAUUUGGGGUUUCGGUCAGGGCCUGGCCUUACAUUUGGCAGAAGCAAUCGUGCCUGGGUAGGGUCUGAACGUUGUGUGCAUGGGUAGGGCUUGAGCUUAAAAUUCAUGCCUUUGCUGGGCUCUACGUUGAAGCUCGGGGCUCACUUUCUCUACUGUUUUGGUGCUCUGGCUACCAUGCUGUGAACAGCGUGAAGUGAAUCCGUGCACAUGCGCAGAUGCUGUGUGAGAGCGAAGUCUUUCAUCUCGCUCAUCUGCGGUGCUGCUCGUGACAACUUCACUGAGUCUACCUUUAAGAUGUAGACAACAUGCGCAGUUUGAGCUACUCCAGGAAGUACGCUGUGCCUAAUGUCAGGAAGUAGUACGGAUAUUUUCCCUGUUCCCCAGCCCCCCCGCCUACUCGCCAUUAAAUCCAGUUAAGGAGGAAAUGUAUGCUUUUGCAGCCCGAAUAGAGAAUAUUUUAUGUACGAACCGGUCCACGUAUAGCCGACUGCAUGGAUUCCCUUUGGACGGUAAGAUGAAACGUCUCAAUAUCGCCACCUGCUGGCCUUUGGUCUAGAUAGAAAGAAUGUGGGGGUGGGAUGUCUUGUUUCCUCUUCCGUCUCUGAUUGUGUGAAUUGCUUGCCCUUUUACUUUUGUCUUUCAGGUGUUUCAUGUGAGCCUGGUAUGAUCUGUCCUCAGUACUAUUUACACUGGAAGAAAAAAGGCCUGCCCAUUGGCAGAUGGUAUCCUUAUUCGACUUGGCUUCCUUUGGGAGAGGCUAACUGUGUGGCAGUAUGUCAAAUGGGAACGAGUCCUGCAUGUUCAGAGAUGGAGCCGAGUUUGUGGCCUGCAUCUUUCACGCAUUUGAGGAAUGGUCAGGACUAGGACCCCUGGAAGACUAUCUGAGCUAUCUGGAGUACCUGGCCUGGGUUUUCACCCCUCUGGUCGUUGUUUUCAUCCUGCCCUUCCUCAUUGUGAUCCUCCUCUACCUCUCCAUCCUCUUCCUCCAUGUGUACAAACACAAGAACCAGCUCAGGGAGGCCUACUCCAACAACAUGUGGGAUGGUGCUAGGAAAACUCUGGCAACGUUGUGGGAUGGCCACGGGUUCAUAUGGCACGGAUAUGAAAUCCACGGUAUGGAGAAGAUUCCAGAUGAAGGAGCAGCUCUUAUAGUCUAUUAUCAUGGGGCUAUUCCCAUCGACUAUUAUUACUUUCUGGCAAAUGUCAUAAUUCAGAAGGGACGGAUUGUUCACUCAGUCGCUGAUCACUUUCUGUUCAAAGUUCCAGGGUUCAAGCUGCUGUUGGAGGUGUUUAGUGUGAUCCAUGGGCCCCAGGAAGAGUGUGUGAAGGCACUGAAAAGUGGCCACCUCCUGGGCAUCUCACCUGGAGGCGUGAGGGAGGCGCUCCUCAGUGACGAGACCUAUCCACUGCUCUGGGGGAAGAGAAGGGGCUUCGCACAAGUGGCUAUCGAUUCCAAAGUGCCAAUAAUUCCAAUGUUUACUCAAAACGUCAGGGAAGGAUUCCGAUCUCUCGGCGGGUUAAGCUUUUUCAGAUGGUCGUAUGAAAAGUUCCGCGUGCCGAUGGCCCCUGUCUAUGGGGGAUUUCCUGUGAAGUUUCGUACAUACUUAGGUGACCCCAUCCCAUAUGACCCUAACAUUAGUGCAGCAGAGUUAGCUGAAAAGACCAAUCAAGCCGUUCAAGCACUCAUUGACAGACACCAAAUUAUUCCUGGGAAUGUCCUUCGAGCACUACUAGAGCGAUUCCACAGCAGGCAUAAAGAAAAAUAACCUUUUGAAUAGCCAUAGGGAAUAUCCUUUUUUGUUUUGUUAUAUGAAGCAGUUACAUAUUUUUAAGACAAACUGUCACAUAUUGAAAGUAUUAUCAUGUGAUCAUGUGAUCAGUUGAAUGGUUAACUACAGAUUUGGAUCUUCAUUUGAGCCAGUCUCCUAUAGCAGGAAAAUAAUCCUGUAGAUUAUAAUUAAUAGACAUUUUUGUAGCGGCUGAUACAUUUUUUGUAAGGAAAAUCAAGUUUGACAUUUCAAAAUGGAAAUUACAAACUUCAGAAGCCUUUUUAACCUCAAAUACACUACAAGUUCCUACAAGUUCCCUGCGAUGCAGGAAAGUUCUCCUAUAACAGGCUGAUCAAAUUAAGGUCCUGCACCUAUACACCUACAAUAAUAAUGUAUCUUCAGGAGAUUUUUGCCCUCAGUUUUUGUCACAAAACAAUAUGUACCGAAGGUAAAUUGUUAAGGUAUAAUAUUCCGUAAUUGAUUAAUGUCAAAUGUGCAUAUUGAAGAAAUUGUAUAGUGUUUUUUGCGAAAGUAUGUAUAUACUUUGAUUCCACAGUUGAUUUGCACACAUUGUUCUAAGUUCCACCACUGCCAACAAUUUCUAUUUAAGAGGCCUUUAUUUUGCUUAAUAACUGCAAAUAUUGAAACGAUAUAGCAAUUGCUAUAUAAGAAGCAAUAUAGGUAUGAAGACCGGGCAGCUUUAUUUCCUUUCACCUGGGUAAAAUGUUUGACAUUUUAUUUAAAUAAUGUAUUGUAUUGUGUACAUUAUGUGAGUAUGUACUGUAGUUGUAGCCUAUGCACCUUUUAAAUCUAUUGAGGUCCAUUAUGAAACAGGACAGAAAUUAUUUGUAAUGUUAAAAUAAAUAUAUUUUAUUAUGAGUUUUGUGUGUUACAAGUCAUUUCGGUUAUUACAAAUACUUUGUAUACUUAAAAAAUGGAAAUGGAGCAACAUACAGCUACACCAAGAUAUUUGAAGUGGUUUUGAAAAAAAUAUUUUAUUACAUUGUUCUUCCAUAAACAUGGGUACAUUCUCUGCACUAGUGUUUUUCAGUGUUUUAAUGUUUCGAUACGACUUUAAUCAAGUAAUUAUUUAUGGCCUAUGAAUCAAAUUUAACUAAUGUGCAAAAGUUCACUGUAAUGUGUAGCCUAUUCUAAAACAUGUUUAGUGUAUUUCUCUGUACUAAAAUGUAUUUCUCUGUACUAAAAUGUUUUGGUGCUAACUCUGAAGUAUUCUGCUUACAGGACGAGCAGAGUUUUGAAUGUUUGAGAUUGCUCAGUUUGUUCACAAUUCCUGGAGGAGAUGGGGAAAUGUACUUUGUAUUGUGGCUAGAUGGUAGCUGUACUUUCCAUGGUUAUUGUGUAUACUUUGUUAAAUGUUAUUUUGGUUUUCAGUACAAGGAAAAUGGUACUGUGUUUAGUAGCGUAUUGUAAGGCCAUGUGUGCUGGGUACCGGUCAGUGUAUGACACUUAAAUAAAUCAGAUCAAUAAUUUUUUUUUACCUAACUUGUCUUGACUUAAAAUGCUGCCCAAUGAAGGCAAUCCAAUAGUGAGAAUUAAAUAAUAUUUUUGAUAAAGAAUGA